Molecule: messenger RNA, 1020 nt
Organism: Procambarus clarkii (red swamp crayfish)
Lineage: Eukaryota; Metazoa; Arthropoda; Malacostraca; Decapoda; Cambaridae
Source: RefSeq, a predicted model, not a curated record
GGUAAAUAUAAGCGGGAAUUCAAGAACUCAACAGAAGAAGCAAGUCGCAGGAACGCGUUCGAGGCUAAUCUCCAGAUCAUCAAAGAUCAUGAGCAGAAGAAGAACUCUACUUUCAACAUGGGGGUGAACGAUUUUACUGACAUGACAAUUGAACAGUUCCGAGCUGCGAAGAACGGAUACAAGGCCACGUCUUCCCAGAGUAACACCGUGCUGGUCACCGCCACAACGACCACUCCGCCAGCCACUGUGGACUGGCGCACCAAUGGGUCCGUCACUACUGUCAAGAACCAGUUACAAUGUGGCUCGUGUUGGGCCUUUUCUGCAACCGGUGCCUUGGAGGGUCAAUAUUUCCGUAAGACCGGCAAGCUGGCGAGUCUCUCCGAGCAGCAGCUGGUCGACUGCUCCGGUGGGACGUACAAAAACCAGGGAUGUAACGGUGGAGCAAUGACUAGUGCCUUCAACUACAUCAAGGCUAAUGGAGCUAACAGUGGGGCCCUCUACCCGUACGUGGCAGUGCAAGGAACUUGCAAAUUUUUACCCAAGAACAUCUCUGCCACAUUAACUGGCUACGUCUCAGUAACUUCACAAAGCGAGAGCGCUCUACAGAAGGCCGUUGGGACCGUAGGCCCCAUCUCUGUGGCCAUCGAUGCAUCCCACAGUUCAUUCCAGCACUACAGCAGCGGUGUGUACUUUGAGUCGACGUGCUCGUCAACCAGCCUUAACCACGGUGUACUGGUAGUGGGUUAUGGCACUGACACCAAAGGAGGAGACUACUGGAUCGUUAAGAACUCUUGGGGCACCGGGUGGGGUGAGGGUGGGUACGUAAAGAUGGCUCGUAACAAGAACAACAACUGUGGUAUUGCCACUGCUGCUUCCUACCCGACGGUGUAGUUUUUGUAGAGCCCCUACUGAAGACCUGAAUAUUUCUGUGGCGUGAUGGGCACAAAUUUAACUUACAAAUUUAAUAUGAUCCUGCUUCGGCUCAUUGAUUCUGUUAUGAAAUAAAGAAUUUGCAUUGUA